CUCGUAUUGCGUUCACGAACAGUGAUCGAACACUAAAUUCAGUUAGCUCUUUUGUAGGCGCUAAGCCCAAACUAAACAUUAGGACCGAAAACGUAGACGACAUCGCGUCUUCGCUCGCACUCGCACUCGCUCCCGCACUCCUGCCUCAAACCUACAACAUAUUGCCAGGUACAAUAUGCCGCGUCUAGGAUCGAAGAAGUCUCGAAAUGGAUGUCAACAAUGCAAGCGAAGACGUAUAAAGUGCGACGAACAGUCUCCAUGUGCGAACUGUAUGCGAUAUGACUUCGAGUGCAGUUUGCUGCAACCUGACCGUGGACUGCCUAUAGUUCCGAAGCAUACGCAGUUCAUAAUGGAGGAUCCAGCACCAGGUGCACAAACACGUACCAGCUCGGCUCCCCCCCAAUCAAGUACUGACGAUGCAACUCCUUCUGUUCCAUCUCCAACAGUACAUGGGUUAUCUCAUAACAUCUGCGACUGGUCAGAUACAUGGCUGGCGGAUCUCGAGCUCAUGCAUCACUACACAGCACAUGCGUACCUCAGUCUGCCAGGAUCACCCGCAGCAAAGGAAACUUGGGGAUUUUGUGUGCCUCAGGAAGCCUUACAGUUUCCCUUCUUGAUGCACUGUAUUCUUGCAUUCUCGGCGUAUCACCUUGCCCACAUCAAACCGUCUAGCCAGCGCAAAUACAGGUAUCUUGCUUCGACUCACCAAGCGGCCGUGUUAGGCGAGUUGAACAAGGUGCUGUUGGAGGUUACAGCGCGUAAUUGCCACGCCAUCUUCGCCACCGCAAGCAUGAUCACUUUAAAUGCAUUUGCAGAGGCAGAGAAUGCAACGAUGGACAAUCUGAUGGAGGUCUUUCAUUUGUUACGAGGCAUGGAUACCGUACUCAGUUCCACGGAAUCUUUAGUACAUAAUGGUCCCUUCGCUACUAUCUUGAAAUCUGAUGCCGAUACCCCUAGACCUCCGCCACUCUUAUCUGCAAUGAUAGCAGAGCUGCAGGUUGCAGCGGCUACCGUACAUGAUGAUCCGCAUGGAUCGAAGGCAGCGAUGCUCCAGCUCAAGGACGCACUACAGCAUGGCAUAGACACGUCGAGACAUGCAGCUUUUCGGGCGACGGUCUAUUGGCCGAUCAAGCUUAAUUCUGCCUUCAUCGAGCUCCUAAAGAGCAAGGAGAAUGAUUCUGCAAACGAGGUCUUAGAGUACUACCUCAAAGUUCUGGAGUUGGCGGGCACAGACUGGUGGUGGCUAUCUGGAUGGAGGAAUUUCGCUCGAUGAUCAUUGUUAAGAAUGACAAUGGUAUCAUAUUUCGCAAUGAUGCACCGCAUCUCUGAUCCGAC
Molecule: messenger RNA, 1335 nt
Organism: Aaosphaeria arxii CBS 175.79
Lineage: Eukaryota; Fungi; Ascomycota; Dothideomycetes; Pleosporales
Exons: 2
Coding region: 176-1273 (365 amino acids)
Biological process (GO): regulation of transcription by RNA polymerase II
Molecular function (GO): zinc ion binding; DNA-binding transcription activator activity, RNA polymerase II-specific
Source: RefSeq, a predicted model, not a curated record